This is a messenger RNA of Dicentrarchus labrax (European seabass), 1901 nucleotides long. RefSeq names its product secretory carrier-associated membrane protein 1. Gene Ontology annotation, biological process: protein transport. Bases 563 to 1519 code for a protein of 318 amino acids. The record is from RefSeq and is a predicted model, not a curated record. The transcript is spliced from 9 exons. Gene Ontology annotation, cellular component: recycling endosome membrane; trans-Golgi network membrane. NCBI's taxonomy places the organism in Eukaryota, Metazoa, Chordata, Actinopteri, Moronidae.
AUAAAAGUUAAGAGCUUGGACGCAGCGUUGUGUUGCAUAUUGCAGCUUCACCUUCAACAGUACAGUGUUGGAUAAAGUGUCGUCAGGUAGUGAGACUGCAUGCUGCACUAUGUCUGUUUUAUCUACUGUGGCAGGUACAACCAUGCCAGUUCAUGCCUUGAUAGGUGACGGUAAAUCCAUAACCGUUAAAUUAGUUCUCCCGCAGACGGAUGUGCAACAGGUGGACCUUUUUUUUUUUUUUACUUAAGUGACUGUAGAUUUCAAGACGAAGACUUGGUGAAUGUGCAUGGGAUUGUUUGGCUAUGCAAUAGGGCGACAUUAAACUUUAAACACAACAUACCCUGAAAUAUUUAUGACCCUGGUCUGGUGACAAGUUGCACCCAGUGUGUGUGUGUGUGUGUGCGGCAGUGGAAGAGAUGCUCCAAGAAAUUUAAGAGUCGGAAAGACAGCGAGAGGGCUGCAGUGAGACUGGAUAAGGAUAAGGACCGCAGGAAUACGCAGAUUGGAUGUUAAUCUUGAGGCAGCGAUUUGAAUGAAAGUAGUGCGUGACUGACAGCAGCUGAUGGAUCCAUCAGUGACACAAGUAAGACAGGCUGCUCCUCCGGGGUUGGAGGAGUACAAUCCCUUCACAGAUGCCAAAACGCCUGCAGGUAUGGCGCCCAAGGCUACGGCACCCACCAUCAACACACAACCCGCCAUCAUGAAACCCACAGAGGAGCCUCCGGCCUACUCGCAGACUGUGGCACAGGACCAGUCGCAAGGAGCCUCUGAGCUGUUGAGGCGACAGGAGGAGCUGGAAAGGAAGGCUGCAGAGCUGGACCGCCGGGAGAGAGAGAUGCAGUCCCUCAGUGCUGCAGGAGGCAGGAAAAACAACUGGCCCCCCCUCCCAGAGAAGCUCCCAGUGGGUCCUUGUUUCUACCACGACAUCACAGUGGACAUCCCUGUAGAGUUUCAGAAGACGGUGAAGAUCAUGUAUUACCUCUGGAUGUUUCAUACUGGGACGCUGCUUGCUAACAUGGUGGGCUGCAUGGCCUGGUUCUGUGUGGACUCUGCACGUGGGGUGGACUUUGGCUUGUCCAUCCUCUGGUUCUUGCUCUUCACACCGUGUUCAUUCGUCUGCUGGUACAGACCGCUUUACGGAGCAUUCAGGAGUGACAGCUCAUUCAGGUUCUUUGUGUUCUUCUUCGUGUACAUCUGUCAGUUUGGCGUCUACGUCAUGCAGUGCAUCGGCAUCAGUGGCUGGGGCGCCAGCGGGUGGAUCUCGGCUCUGACCGGCCUGAACAAAAGCAUCCCGGUGGGCAUUAUAAUGAUCCUCAUCGCUGCUCUCUUCACCGCUCUGGCUGUCAUGUCCCUCAUCAUGUUCAAAAAGGUCCACGCGAUGUACCGUACCACCGACGCCAGCUUCGAGAGGGCCCAGCAGGAGUUUGCCACGGGCGUCAUGUCCAACAAGACGGUGCAGACGGCCGCCGCUACCGCCGCCACCAGGGCUGCACAAGGAACCUUCAAGGAGCAGAUCUGAUUGGCCCUCGAGAGCUCCUCUCUCUCUCUCUCUCUCUCUCUCUCUCUCUCUCUCUCUCUCUCUCUCUCUCUCUCUCUCCGUCCAACCCUCCUCCCCCCUCUUCCUCUGCUCAUCCAGCUCACUCCCCCUCGAGCCAGCCGCCCUGUUUGAACACACGGACCGCCUUCUGACAAUAAAUAUCAAAGCAGUUCAUGUGAAGGCGCUACGGUCGGCCGUCCAGUCGACCACGAUCUGGGAUUCAAACAGGGCCACGGCUCGCUUCUGUCCUACUCUCCCUUCUCUCUCCCCCCCAGCAACAUUGUGCACUCAUCACAGACUCUGAAGCCCCCUCACCUCACGCUGCACUCCUACUACCAGUCAACUAGCGUGUGUGUGUGUGUGU